AUGGCAAAAAGGCCCGAUUAUAUACCAGAAUAUCAGUUUAAAGAGCUCCUGAAAUAUUGGAGUUCUGAUAAACUACAGAGAUCAUCCGAAAUCAACAAGGAGAAGCGAAAAAAGUUGACGGAUUCACACACUGCUGGCAAAACAAGUUUUGCUUUAAUCCGUAAUGAAUUGGAAAAAACAAAGGAACCUGUAUCACUUAAGGAGAUGUUUGUGGCCACAAGAGCAAGAAAACCUGGGCGUGUGUUCAAGGACUCAGACGAAAAUACAACUAGUAAAAUUGCUGAAAUGGAAAAAAUUGAAACACAACAAAGUAUAAAUGGCAGUCAGUCUGUUGAUGCAUUUUCAUCUGUCAUGGGUCCUGAACAUCCAGGACGUUUAAGAUUAUAUGGACGGGGGGUUACAAAGACUACUUUGAAAGGAAAAGUGGGCCAUUUCAUGCAGACUUCAAAUGCCACAAAUAAUACAGUGCAAGAAAUGCAAGAAAGGGUUCGAAAGAUGGAGGAACAAAUGGAAGAACAAAAGAGAACUAUGCGAAAAGAAAUUACUGCAGAUGUAAUUGCUCAACUUCAGCGUGCAGCAUUAAUUAAUCCAAACAUACUAGCAACAUUGUCUGUUUCGUCACUAGGAGAAGCUACCUCUGCACCACAAGCUGCUAAUCAACUGAUCCGUCGACCAUCUACAGGUAGCAACAAUCAAGGUUAG
Molecule: messenger RNA, 702 nt
Organism: Nicotiana attenuata
Lineage: Eukaryota; Viridiplantae; Streptophyta; Magnoliopsida; Solanales; Solanaceae
Exons: 4
Coding region: 1-702 (233 amino acids)
Source: RefSeq, a predicted model, not a curated record